Molecule: messenger RNA, 2364 nt
Organism: Schistosoma spindalis
Lineage: Eukaryota; Metazoa; Platyhelminthes; Trematoda; Strigeidida; Schistosomatidae
Source: the annotation of a GenBank genome assembly
GAUAUUGGAAUGUUUUUCGUGUUCGGAGUUGUGAAUGAGUGAAUGGGAUAGGUGCACGUCUUAGAUUUUGUCCAUUUGUCCACACUGGCCGGACAAUUGCGUUUGUAUUAGGCACUCUGCAUUGCAUUGUGUUUAGGGAGGCUGUGUGUCAAAUUUUGACUAGGAAACCAUCUUGUUUGUGAGCAUUUGGUCAGUAGUCUGGUAGUUGAGUGUGAUUGGCCAAUAGUGAAUAUACUUGUCGACAGGCCAUUGGUCGAUUGUUUUCUAUCGAAGGUCAUCGAAACUUCUAGUAUGUUCUACGCGCAAAGGAUUUAAGCAGGUGCACAGCUUGCAGUGGUAUUAAUUGAGUGAUUCGAUUUUCUGUGUUUGUUCGUUUUAACGUAUCUCGAAAUGCCUAACGCCAUUGGGAUCGAUCUUGGUACAACAUAUUCGUGUGUUGGUGUUUUCCAGCAUGGCAAAGUGGAGAUAAUUGCCAAUGAUCAGGGUAACAGAACGACACCGAGUUAUGUGGCGUUCACAGAUGCUGAGCGUUUAAUUGGUGAUGGAGCGAAGAACCAAGUGGCGAUUAAUCCAACAAAUACAGUGUUUGAUGCGAAGCGGCUAAUCGGUCGUCGGUUCGAUGAUCCAUCAGUGCAGAGUGAUAUGAAGCAUUGGCCAUUCGAGGUGGUUCAAGUCGGUGGGAAGCUGAAGAUUCGUGUUGAAUAUAAGGGUGAGAAGAAGUUGUUCUCCGCGGAGGAGAUUUCGUCAAUGGUGUUGACGAAAAUGAAGGAGGUUGCUGAAAGUUAUUUGGGCAGGACGGUGAGUGACGCGGUUAUAACAGUUCCUGCUUACUUCAAUGACAGUCAACGUCAAGCGACUAAAGAUGCAGGUGCUAUAGCUGGUCUUAAUGUGUUGAGAAUCAUUAACGAGCCGACAGCUGCGGCAAUUGCCUAUGGUUUAGACAAGAAGGUUGGUGGUGAGCGUAAUGUGUUGAUAUUUGAUUUGGGUGGUGGUACAUUUGAUGUGUCCAUCUUGACGAUUGAGGAUGGUAUAUUCGAGGUGAAGUCUACUGCUGGUGAUACACACUUGGGAGGUGAAGAUUUUGACAAUCGUCUAGUGGAUCACUUUGUGAAAGAGUUCCAGAAGAAAUUCGGUAAAGACAUUCGUGACAAUAAGCGUGCAUUGCGUCGCUUGAGGACAGCGUGUGAACGUGCGAAACGUACAUUGAGUUCGAGCACCCAGACAAAUCUGGAGAUUGACUCGUUGUGUGAUGGUAUUGAUUUUUACACGUCGAUUACUCGUGCACGAUUUGAGGAGUUGAAUGCCGAUCUAUUCCGUGGUACAUUGGAUCCUGUUGAGAAGGCUUUACGCGAUGCUAAGAUGGAUAAAGCCCAGAUUCACGACAUAGUGUUGGUUGGUGGUUCCACUCGUAUCCCUAAGGUGCAGAAGCUGUUGCAGGACUUCUUCAACGGGAAGGAGUUGAACAAAUCCAUUAAUCCGGAUGAAGCUGUGGCUUAUGGUGCAGCUGUGCAGGCAGCCAUUCUAAGUGGUGACAAGUGUGAGGCUGUGCAGGACUUGCUGUUGCUUGACGUGGCUCCACUGUCACUGGGUCUUGAAACGGCUGGAGGUGUGAUGACGGCUCUGAUUAAGCGUAACACGACAAUUCCGACGAAGCAGACUCAAACGUUCACGACGUACUCGGACAACCAGCCUGGUGUGCUUAUUCAGGUGUUCGAGGGUGAGCGUGCUCUGACGAAGGACAACAAUCUGCUUGGCAAGUUCGAACUCUCAGGUAUCCCACCUGCUCCUCGUGGUACUCCCCAGAUUGAGGUGACGUUUGAUAUAGACGCGAACGGUAUUCUGAACGUAUCUGCUGUUGACAAGGGUACAGGGAAACAGAACAAGAUAACGAUCACAAAUGACAAGGGUCGUUUGACGAAGGAGGAGAUUGAACGGAUGGUAGCUGAUGCGGACAAGUACAAGGCUGAGGAUGAGAAGCAGAGAGAUCGUGUUUCUGCGAAGAACUCGCUUGAGAGUUAUGUGUACACAAUGAAACAGCAAGUGGAGGGUGAGCUUAAAGAAAAGAUAUCUGAAAGUGAUCGUCAAGUGAUAUUAAGUAAGUGUGAGGAUACAAUUGGUUGGUUGGACCUCCAUCAGUUGGCGGAGAAGCAUGAGUAUGAAAAUAAGCGGGAGGAGUUGGAGAAGGUCUGUGCGCCGAUAAUUACGAAGGUGUACCAGGCUGGUGGUAUGCCAGGAGGCAUGCAUGAAGCAGGUGGUGCUAGUGGUGGAAGUGGUAAGGGACCAACCAUUGAGGAGGUCGACUAACCUGUAAUUGUUGUGAUUAAUUAUUUAGUACUUGAAUGAAUUUAGAUUUUAUCCGUAACG